Molecule: messenger RNA, 6782 nt
Organism: Loxodonta africana (African savanna elephant)
Lineage: Eukaryota; Metazoa; Chordata; Mammalia; Proboscidea; Elephantidae
Gene: SH3PXD2B
Product: SH3 and PX domains 2B
Exons: 13
Coding region: 37-2763 (908 amino acids)
Biological process (GO): superoxide anion generation
Cellular component (GO): cytoplasm
Molecular function (GO): protein binding; phosphatidylinositol binding; superoxide-generating NADPH oxidase activator activity
Source: RefSeq, a predicted model, not a curated record
CCCGCGCUCGGCCCCGCGGCGGCGGGAGGAGCGGCCAUGCCGCCGCGGCGCAGCAUCGUGGAGGUGAAGGUGCUGGACGUGCAGAAGCGGCGGGUACCCAACAAGCAUUAUGUCUACAUCAUCCGGGUCACCUGGUCCAGUGGCUCCACUGAGGCCAUUUACCGGCGCUACAGCAAGUUCUUUGACCUCCAGAUGCAAAUGUUGGACAAAUUUCCUAUGGAAGGAGGACAGAAGGACCCCAAACAGCGGAUCAUUCCCUUUCUGCCAGGCAAAAUUCUCUUCCGGCGAAGCCACAUUCGGGACGUGGCCGUCAAACGACUGAUACCAAUUGAUGAGUACUGUAAGGCCCUGAUCCAGCUGCCCCCCUAUAUCUCUCAGUGUGAUGAGGUGCUGCAGUUCUUUGAGACAAGACCCGAGGACCUGAAUCCCCCCAAAGAGGAGCACAUUGGAAAGAAGAAAUCUGGGGGCGACCUGACCUCGGUGGACCCCUUGGUCCUGGAGCAGUACGUGGUAGUGGCAGACUACCAGAAGCAGGAGAGCUCAGAGAUCAGCCUCAGCGUGGGGCAGGUGGUGGACAUCAUCGAGAAGAACGAGUCAGGUUGGUGGUUCGUCAGCACCGCGGAGGAGCAAGGCUGGGUCCCUGCGACCUGCCUCGAAGGGCAGGAUGGUGUGCAGGAUGAGUUUUCCUUACAGCCUGAAGAAGAGGAGAAGUACACAGUCAUCUACCCGUACACAGCCCGCGAUCAAGACGAAAUGAACCUGGAGAGAGGGGCCAUGGUAGAGGUCAUCCAGAAAAACUUGGAAGGCUGGUGGAAGAUCAGGUACCAAGGCAAAGAGGGCUGGGCCCCAGCCUCCUACCUAAAGAAGAGCAGUGGGGAGCCCUUACCCCCAAAGCUGGGUCCUGGCUUCCCAGCCCACUCGGGCGCCCUCGACCUGGAUGGCAUUUCCCGGCAGCAGAACGCAGUGGGCAGGGAGAAGGAGCUGCUCAACAACCAGAGGGACGGCCGAUUCGAGGGCCGCCUGGCCCCCGAUGGUGACGUGAAACACAGAUCGCCAAAGAGGAGGCAGAGACCCCCUCCUCGCCGGGACAUGACCAUACCUCGAGGUCUGAACCUACCGAAACCUCCCAUCCCACCCCAAGUAGAGGAAGAAUAUUACACCAUUGCCGAAUUCCAGACGACCAUCCCUGAUGGCAUCAGCUUCCAGGCAGGCAUGAAGGUCGAGGUGAUCGAGAAGAAUUUGAGUGGCUGGUGGUACAUUCAGAUUGAAGAUAAGGAAGGAUGGGCCCCAGCCACCUUCAUCGACAAGUACAAGAAAACAAGCAACGCCUCAAGACCCAACUUUCUGGCUCCCCUGCCCAAUGAGGUGACCCAGCUCCGGCUUGGAGACACAGCAGCAGUGGAGAACAGCACAGGCAGUGAAGCUGUGGGCCCCUCACGGCCCCUGCCUGAUGCACCUCAUGGUGGUGUAGACUCUGGGAUGCCGUGGUCCAAGGAUUGGAAGGGCAGCAAGGAGGUCCUGAGGAAGGCACCUACAGAUACGUCUGCAUCCGCAGGCUAUGAGGAGAUCUCAGACCCUGACCUGGAGGAGAAGCCCAGCCUUCCUCCCCGGAAAGAGUCCAUCAUCAAGUCCGAAGGGGAGCUUCAGGAGAGAGAGCGGCAGAGGCUGGAGCAGCUCCGGGGCUCUUCACCUAAGCCUCCGGGCAUGAUUUUGCCAAUGAUCCCAGCCAAGCAUGCCCCACCAGCCCGCGACAGCAGAAGACCAGAGCCCAAACCUGACAAAGGCAAAUUGUUCCAGCUGAAAAAUGAGAUGGGACUGGAGUGUGGCCACAAGGUGUUGGCCAAGGAAGUGAAGAAGCCCAACCUCCGACCCAUCUCCAAGGCCAAAGCUGACCCACCAGAGGAGAAGCCAGAAGCUAUUCCCCAGAAUCCCUUCUUGAAGUCCAAACCUCAGGUUAGGCCAAAACCAGCUCCUUCGCCCAGGACAGAGCCACCUCAGGGUGAAGACCAAGUGGACAUCUGUAACCUCAGGAGUAAGCUCAGGCCUGCCAAGUCCCAAGAGAGAGCCUUGUUGGAUGGGGAGAGCCACCAGGCUGUGGGGGGCCCAGACCUGGCCUUGAGCCGCAGCUUCCUCCCAGGGGAGGGGCCCGGACGCACCCAGGAGAGGAUCGCCAAACAGGACGGGCUCGGCCCUAAGGAGAUGGCCUCCAGGGCCCCUCCCUGGCCAGCCAAGACAGGAGAGCCUGUGCCCAAGAGUGUCCCCAUCCCUCUCCAGGAGGCCUCCCAGCAGAGGCCUGUGGUACCACCCCGGAGACCACCACCACCCAAGAAAGCCUCCGCAUCACCCAGGCCCCUCCCAGAGGUCAGAGAACCACAGCGUGAGGCCAAUGAAGGCAAAGCAGCUUCUGUUCCCGGACGGGCCCUGCUCGUCCCUCCAAAAGCCAGGCCUUUUCUCUCCAACUCCUCAGGAGGCCAAGAUGACGUGAGAGGCAAAGGCGCGCCGGGGCCACGGAUGGCAGGCAAGAUCGGAGAAAGGGAGAAAGUGACUGCGGCCACCUUCCCCAGCACCGAUGUCCCAAAGGACUCUUUGUAUGUGGCUGUGGCCAACUUUGAAGGCGACGAAGAUACUAGCAGCUUCCAGGAAGGGACUGUGUUCGAAGUCCGAGAAAAGAACAGCAGCGGCUGGUGGUUCUGCCAGGUCCUGAGUGGGGGCCCGUCCUGGGAAGGGUGGAUUCCUUCCAACUAUCUGAGAAAGAAGCCAUAGCCACCUUCUCCCUUCACAGAGGUCCCCUUGGCCCCUGUUGGCUCUACCUACGUAUUUAAGAUGCCUUUUAAUUUAUCAUCCUCCACGCAGCUUCAAAGUAGGGGGUCAGCAGAAAAGAGGAAGACCCUCAAUGAGGUGGAUUGACACAGUGGCUGCAACAAUGAGCUCAAGCAUAACAAUUGUAAGGAUGGUGCAGGACUGGGCAGUGUUUCUGUUGUUCACGGGGUCGCUAUGAGCUGAAACUGACUCGACGGCACCUAACAACAACAAUGCAGCUUCAAAGGCAGGUGGACUCAGGUUUCUUCUCUUCUUCCCAUGCAGAUGGCGGGUGUUUUUCGUGGAGAGUGAGUCUCUGAGACCUCGGAGCAUGGGGUCAGAUCCUUCCCAUUGCAGCAUCACCUGGAGGCUCGGCAACUACCCCUUGCUUUCUACCACAUCAGCAUCCCAGCCUUAAGAGAACUCCUGCUCCCAGCCCAUGGUCUUGCCACCCAGCUUCUCUCCCCUCCCAGUGGCAGGGACAUGACUCUCCAAGACCCCCAACCAGGACCAGAGCCUAUGAUCAGGAGAAGCUCCAGAGAGGGUCUCGUUUCUCUGACAAGGCAUAAUAAGGGGCCACCCUCCCUGACUCCCACCCAGCGCAUGAUCACUUCCUCUACCUUCUCCAUGUCUCUGAAAGCUCAGUGGCUUUAUUCACUAGAUUUCCAAAAGGCCUGGUACGACAAAAGAACUUUGUCCUGUAGAAGUCGGCACUGUUGCCAAUCCCAGGGAAUGUGUUCUCUUCCCUGGAGCCUAUGGGGUUUGGCCGGAGGCAGUCACCCUAGGAGUGGUCACUAGGCUUUCCUGCCACUCGUCUUGGGACCAUUUUGAGUCUUAGAGGGGUGGUUCCUCUCAGCACACCUCACAUUCCUGCUGCAAGUCCAGGCCCACUCCAGGGCUGUUAAAUAAGAAUCACCCCAUGUGGGGCAUUUCACUCUUGUCUACCUAGAGCAAGAAUCUCACUGUUUGUUUGAAUAAGGGGGCCAUUUGCAAGCCAUGCCCCCGUAAGUGCCCCUUUGCAGAGUAGCUAGUACGUGCCAAACACUGGCACUUUCCAAUCAUAGUUUAAUGUAGUGUUAUGCCCAUUUUAUAGAUGAGACUCGGGCGCAGUAUACUCAUGGGCACAGUAGCUGACAAGAGGAGAGGGCAUUUGAACCCAGGUCUCCCUGACUUUGAUGCCUGUGCUCUUCCCCCUGGAAAAGGCAAGCCAGCCAGGGGAAAGAUAGAAGCUGCUGGGCACCCAUAGCACGGUGGCUAAAUGGCUUCCAUGUGUGAGUGAGGGGGCAUUUAUGACUGCUUCCACACCCACCACCCCUCCGUUCACUGCAGCACAUCACUGAAGGCCACCCUGGACUCUGGACACUGCUCCUCUAUGGCGGGGUCUGUCAGGACCCUGAUGGUUGGCACAGAGCCCUGUGCCCUGCUCCUAUGCAGGUGCACCCCUGAGGGAUAGAUCUAGAGCAAGGGGGGCUGAGUGGGUCUCCUCUGCCGGCCUCUUGGGGCCCUGAUGACUCAGGUACAGACAGCUGCAUCUGCAUCAAACUGAGCAAAGAAACCAGUAGUGCUAUCAGGAGACAGGGACCCGGGGCCAGGUGGACACCUCUCCCUCUGUGCCACUACUUCCUUCUCUGGCAUUUGUAGAGUGCCUUUCUGUUUUCAUGCACUCCCCUUUUUUUUACUCAUCGAGAGGAUCCCAGGGCAGCCCUUAACUCCCAUUUCGACAGAUGUGGCUAACUGAGGCGCGUCAAGGCGCAGCUAAGCCAUAGCAGAACUAGAAUGAAGACCUGGGGUUUUUAGCUUCCAGCCUGUAGACCAGGCUACCUGGAGUGAGAGCAGAACCGCUCCCAAGCCCCCGACCCCAUCCUGCAGGGGAAGAUCUCUGUGCUGCCCCAGAGAUCUCUGACUCAGAGUGUCUACCCAUGCAAUGCUUUUGGAGCCACCAGGCCAGCAUUCCUGCGGGUGCGUGCUGUCUACCUGCAGUGCCAAAGAUUUAUGUGCAAAGGGCCCUCUUGGGCCCCCUUGCUGUAAUGGGGGCUCUGGAUGCUUCAGAAGGAGAAAAAUGUUCCACGGAUCCACAGUAGCACCUUUAUUCCCUUCCUCCAUUUGGCCUACAGAUCUCAUCUCCUGGCAAAUCUUGGGGCAGGGCCCUAAGGUACCUCUUGCCCAGAACUUUCGAAUAAGAAGGGAGGCUGGGAGGGAAGACUGUCCACCUAUUCAAGGUCCUCUCUUCUGAUGCCCUGACUCAGGACAAAGCUCCAUAACAUGUUUUCCUGAGUUUUUAAUCCACUUUGCUUUAAGCAGCUUUUGUGAAGCUGUUAUUUAGGAUUUGGCUUCAUUCCAAAGGGCAAAGCUUACUUUUUUUUUUUCUGAUUUGCUUUCUAGUUUUUUCAGCCUUUUGUGAUGGUCUACUGUGUGCUAGGCGCUGGGUAGACCAGAUGUGUGCAGCUCCAUCCCUGGCUGUGAAGAGCUGUGAUUCCACGGAAGGAGUUGGUCAUUCACCUUGUUCCUUCCCAGGGGUCAGCUGAGUAGGAACGGGCUGGCAUUGAGCAGAAGGUUUUCCUGAAAAUGAAAGAAUUUGUUUUUUUAUUACUAUUAUUCAGACAUGAACUGUAGGUACUGAAGCCACAGUCUUCUCUGCUCACUGUCCUUUCUUCAGGCCUAGUCUAUGGCCUGAGGACUGUGUCAUUCACCACACUGGUAGGGGCGUCUCCAGGUGCAUGGAAGUGGGUGGCUCCUGAUGGCCAGUGGCUCUUCCUAGCUCUCCUGCCUGGGGACAUGUGUUGACACAACCCAGAACUGCAGCCACUGUUCUGUGAGCCAUCGUGGAGUAGUUGCAAAACCUUGGAGUUCUGGCCAUGGAGAACAUCCAGGCCAUCACUGUAACUCCAUGCCAAGCACCGGGCAGGUCACCAGUGCUGGAAUAUUCUCCCUCCUUUAGUUUAAUUCUCACAGCAAUCCUGUGAGGUGGCUAGGGUAACCCUGUUUGGGAAGUGAGGACGUUGAGGUACAAAGAGUGAGAUUACAUGCCCAGCCUCAUCCAAAGAGGGACAAAUUAGGAUUCCAGUCCAGGGAUUUGUCUCCCCAGUGCCCAUGGCUUUUCCUCUGCCAUCGCAGUGAAACAGGCAUGGGGCUCCCAGGAAUCAGGUGACCCUCUUUGAAUCCAAGUUUCUCCUGCCUCCACCCUGGUGGCGUAGUGGUUAAAAGCCUCACUGCUAGGCAAAAGAUCAGCACUUCGAAUCCACCAGCCGCUCCUUAGAAACUCUACGGGGCAGUUCUACUCUGUCCUAUAGGGUCCCUGUGAGUCGGACUCAAUAGCAAUGACUUCUUACCACCCUAUGGUCACACAUGUCCAAAACCCAAACCAAACCUGUUGCCAUCGAGUCGAUUUCAAUUUAUAGCAACCCAAUAGGACAGAGUAGAAUGCCCCAUAGGAUUUCCAAGGAGCUACUACGAACUGCCGACCUUUUGGUUAGCAGCCAAGCUCUUAGCCAAUGGGCCACCGGGGCUCCUCACACGUCAGUAGGUAGAAAAUCACAGCCCAAAGGGCCAGCAAGGGUGGUUUUUCCUUUUUUCCCCACCCCUGCUUACCACCUUGUGGCGACUACUUUAUCUUCCAUCCUAGGGCAAGAAUACAGCUUGUCUUGCCACCAAAUCUUAGAAAGUCUGCACAUUAGGACCACCAUUGGGUAAAAUAGGCCUUUGCUCAUCUCUCUUUGCUGUUUGAUGAGCUUACGUCCUCACAGGCUAUGACGGGUAGAGCUGGGCUCCCGCUCAAACCACUUCUAGUCCCCCUACCCUAGUGGGGAAUUUCUAGAGCCCUUAUUAGGCUUUCAAUAGUCAUUUUAAAUUUCCAUGUAAUCAAUCUUUUAAGGCAAAGUUUUUGGCGUUAAGACAUUUCUGAACACACCGGGGAGUUCAUUACCAGGCGGAACGUGGGAAAACAGACUUGGCACAUUAAAGGCAGAUGCUGACUACAAGGUUUG